AUGGCCGUCUCGGUGCUGGCUGCUGCUGCGACGCAGACCUCUUCUUUAGACACGGCGAGCCAAUCCGGCUCCAACCAGUCGAGCCUUUCUUCGUCGCCUCGGCAAUAUCCCACCGACCUGACACACCCCAUAUUAGAAGAGGGCGAUGAGACCGAUAGCGAGGCCGUCAAUGAACCCGUCACUCCUGUGAGCGGCCGCCAGUCGCAGGACUUUGAGGCCCUCACAAACCAGGACGCGGCGCAGGACCAGCUUGCAGGCCACUUCCGCACCGCGGGGCCAGGCGCCACACCCGUCCCGAAGCCACCCCUUGCUGUUGAUACCGCCACCGUUCGGCCGCCAACCGCGCCCGGGAGUCCUGGGUCAACACUUUCCACUUCUCUGCCCGCGUCUACCCCUUUGACGCCCCGUACCGCACCUCCUUCCAGACGCUCGACGUUCGGCUCGAGUUCGAAUUUCAAACGGACCAUGUCUAGCUUUCUUCGCCGCGUAGGAUCACAAGCAGAGAAGCCGGCGCUCGGCCUCCCCGACUCGACGCAUAGCGCUACAAUGUCCACGCUGAAUCUUCCCGAAGCUGCCCAACGAAAGAUACCGACGCGGCGUUGGUCCAUGAAUAGGAGUUCAGCCACUACCCGCUCCAAUUCGCCGCCCUCCCCGAGCUCGCCGCUAGAGAUGGCUAUGAAGACGAGGGAAGAGGCUUCGAAGCCCACUGUGCCCGGGUCGGACGCCUUUUUCAAAAAGGAAAAGCGCAGGGCGACUGGCUUCUCGCUGCGCCCUCGAGCGACUCUAGCCAAUGGUAAUCGCGGCGGCCCUUCGAGGCAGGAACUGCAGCUCAGGAGGCGUGCGAGUAGCUUUGACUAUAAGAAACAGGAGGAUGCCGUGUCUGGGGACGCAGAAAAGGCAAUUCCCAUGGAAAGAUCACUGUGGGGCCUGCCUGCGGAGACGGGCACCGGCGUCAAAGCCCGCCGCAUGAGCUUGAGCUUGCCCGACGAUUUCACCGUCGAUGUGGCUGAGCUCACAGCCGAGUUUGAGUACCAACACAAGCUACUAGGCCGUCACGGAAAGCACCUGGGCAAGGGCGCAACGUCAAAGGUCACUCUGAUGGUGUCCAAGAACGGCGGCGAGUUGUAUGCUGUCAAGGAAUUCCGCGGCAAAUCAUCGAGCGAGACGAAGGAAGAGUACGAGAAGAAAAUCAAGUCCGAGUACACCCUUGCGAAGAGUCUGCACCAUCCCAACAUCGUGGAUACCGUACGGCUGUGCAUCGACCACGGGCGAUGGAACCAUGUCAUGGAGUAUUGCGAGGACGGCGACCUGUUUACGCUGGUGAACAAGAAGUAUCUCAAGGGCGAAGACAGGGAAAAGGACCGUCUUUGUAUAUUCAAGCAGCUGAUCAACGGCAUCCACUACCUGCACUCCAACGGCAUCGCGCACCGCGACAUCAAACUCGAGAAUCUGCUCAUCACCAAGGAAUGCCGGCUGAAAAUCACGGACUUUGGUGUCUCUGAGGUUUUUUCUGGGAUCCACCCGGGGCUUAGGGAGGCGGGCGGACAGUGCGGGAAGAACAUGGGCGAUGUGCGUCGCUGCGCGCCAGGCAUCUGCGGCAGUAUGCCCUACAUCUCACCCGAAGUGCUCAAGAAGUCGGGCGAUUACGACCCACGCGGCCUGGACGUCUGGAGCUCGGCCAUUGUGAUGGUGAAUCUCAUCUUUGGGGGCCCUCUAUGGCACAGGGCCGAAGUCAACAGCAAAGAAAGCGGGUCGAACUCGGAGACCUAUGCCAAACUCGUCCGCGGGUGGGAGAAGUGGAAUGGGAGCCAUGCGGACUCGGAGAUGGCCAUCACGGAAGUGGAUUAUCCCCACGUGUGGGUGUUUGACACGUUUGUCAAACCGCCGGCCCUGCGGCGAGUGCUCCUCCAAAUGCUCAACCCGGACCCGGACAAGCGGGCUACGAUCGCCCAGGUAGUCAACAACCGAUGGGUGAAGAACAUUGAGUGCUGCCAGUCGGACAGCUACGACGAGCCCAACGCGGCCACAAUGAUUGACGCCUCCAAGAAAGCGUGUCAGACGCGUGCGAGUGGGAAAAAGAUCUACUGCCACAACCACCUCCCUCCAAAAGAACACGGCACACACUCAUUAGGAAAGAUGCCAGGGAGCGCGGGCUACUGA
Molecule: messenger RNA, 2160 nt
Organism: Canariomyces notabilis
Lineage: Eukaryota; Fungi; Ascomycota; Sordariomycetes; Sordariales; Chaetomiaceae
Product: kinase-like protein
Exons: 2
Coding region: 1-2160 (719 amino acids)
Biological process (GO): intracellular signal transduction; protein phosphorylation
Cellular component (GO): cytoplasm
Molecular function (GO): protein serine/threonine kinase activity; ATP binding
Source: RefSeq, a predicted model, not a curated record